CCUCCUCACCUCAACUCGAACCUCACCUCCUCUUCGACUUCAGCUCCACGAUCGCCCUCGUUCAUGUCCAUCUAGCGGGCAUGUCUACGCCCUGCGAGUGCUCUCAAGCAUGGCGCAACCGGCUCCCCUCUCAGAUCUUGCCCAGAGGCUCUUCACGGAGCUGCGUUCCAAGAACGAGGAGACGCGCGUGAGGGCCUCGUUGGAGCUCUACGACCACGUUCUCGCUGUCUCGAGGGACACCUCUCCGGAAAAGUUCCUCGAGUUCUACAAUGCCGUCAGUCAGCGCAUCGCCCAGCUGGUCGUCACCGGCGGUGACCCCCACGAACGUAUCGGCGGCCUGCUGGCCCUUGACCGCCUGAUCGACUUUGACGGCGUCGACGCUGCCCAGAAGACCACUCGCUUUGCGAGCUACCUCCGCAGUGCCCUUCGCAGUAAUGAUAAUGCGGUGUUGAUUAAUGCCGCCCGUGCCCUGGGUCGCCUGGCCAAACCCGGCGGGGCGUUGACGGCCGAGCUGGUCGAGAGCGAGAUCCAGUCGGCCCUCGAGUCCCUGCAGUCGGAACGCCAGGAGAGCCGCCGCUUCGCCGCCGUCCUCGUCAUCCGCGAGCUCGCCAGGGGCUCCCCGACGCUGCUCUACGGCUUCGUGCCCCAGAUCUUCGAGCUCGUCUGGGUCGCCCUGCGCGAUCCCAAGGUGCUCAUCCGCGAGACCGCCGCCGAUGCCGUCAGCGAGUGCUUCGAGAUCAUCGCCGCCCGUGAUCUGCAGGUCCGCCAGCAGUGGUUCGCCCGCAUCUAUGAGGAGGCCCUGACCGGCCUCAAGUCCCCCGUCGUCGACUGCAUCCACGGCUCGCUGCUCGUGCUCAAGGAGCUGCUGCUCAAGGGCGCCAUGUUCAUGCACGACCACUACCGCACCGCCUGCGAGAUCGUCCUGCGUCUCAAGGACCACCGUGACCCCCGCAUCCGCACCCAGGUCGUCCUCACCAUCCCCAUCCUCGCCUCCUAUGCACCCUCCGACUUCACCGAGACCUACCUCCAUCGCUUCAUGGUCUACCUGCAGGCCCAACUCAAGCGCGACAAGGAGCGCAAUGCCGCCUUCCUCGCCGUCGGCAAGAUUGCCAACGCCGUCGGCGCCGCCAUCGCCCAGUACCUCGAUGGCAUCAUCGUCUAUAUCCGUGAGGGGCUCGCCCUCAAGGCCCGCAACCGCGCCGCCGUCGACGAGGGCCCCAUGUUCGAGUGCCUCAGCAUGCUCGCCCUCGCCGUCGGCCAGGCCCUCGGCCCUUAUAUGGACUCCCUCCUCGACCCCAUCUUCGCCUGCGGCCUCUCCGAGGCCCUCACCCAAGCCCUCGUGGACAUGGCCCAUUACAUCCCCCCGAUCCGUCCCACCAUCCAGGAGAAGCUGCUCGACAUGCUCAGUAUCAUCCUCUGUGGCACCCCCUUCCGGCCCCUCGGCUGCCCCGACCACCGGCUACCCCCCGUGCCCGCCUUUGCCAAGGACUUCGCCCCCGCCGCAGGGGCACUCGGCGGCCUCGGUAGUGGUGGUGGUGGUGGUGGUGGUGGUGGCGGCAACGGCGGCGGCGGCGGCGGCGUCUUGGCCUCCUCGUCGCAGGAUACCAACUCUCAGAACUACACCGACGCCGACAUCGCCCUUGCCCUCCACACCCUCGGCAGCUUUGACUUCUCCGGUCACAUCCUCAACGAGUUUGUCCGUGAUGUCGCCAUCAACUACGUCGAUAAUGACAACCCGGAGAUCCGCAAGGCCUCCGCCCUCACCUGCUGCCAGCUCUUCGUCCACGACCCCAUCAUCAAUCAGACCAGUGGCCACUCCAUCCAGGUUGUCAGCGAGGUCAUUGACAAGCUGCUGACCGUCGGCGUCGGCGACCCGGACCCGGAGAUCCGCCGUACCGUCCUCUGGUCGCUGGACCGCAAGUUCGAUCGCCAUCUGGCCCGGCCGGAGAACAUCCGCUGCCUCUUCCUCGCCGUCAACGAUGAGGUCUUUGCCGUCCGCGAGGCCGCCAUCUGCAUCAUCGGCCGCCUGUCCAGCGUGAACCCUGCCUACGUGUUCCCCGCGCUGCGCAAGCUGCUGGUCAAUCUCCUCACCGGCCUCGGCUUCGCCAGCACCGCCCGCCAGAAGGAGGAGAGCGCUCAGCUGAUCAGCCUCUUCGUCGCCAAUGCCACCAAACUCAUCAAGUCCUACGUGGACCCCAUGGUCACCUCCCUGUUGCCCAAGGCCACCGACACCAACCCGGGCGUCGCGGCCACCACCCUCAAGGCCAUCGGCGAGCUCGCCAGCGUCGGCGGCGCCGAGAUGCAGCGCUAUCUGCCUCAACUCAUGCCCAUCAUCCUCGACGCCCUGCAGGAUCUCUCCUCCCACACCAAGCGCGAGGCCGCCCUGCGCACCCUCGGCCAGCUGGCCAGCAACGCGGGCUACGUCAUCGACCCGUACGUCGAGUACCCCCAUCUCCUCGCCAUCCUCAUCAACAUCAUCAAGACCGAGCAGACGGGCACCCUGCGCAAGGAGACCAUCAAAGUCCUCGGCAUCCUCGGCGCUCUCGACCCUUACAAGUACCAGCAGAUCAGUGAGGCCGCCCCGGACAUCCAUCACAUCAAUGAGGUCCAGGACGUCUCGGACGUCACCCUCAUCAUGCAGGGGCUCACCCCGUCCAACGAGGAGUACUACCCCACCGUCGUCAUCCACACCCUCAUGCAGAACAUCCUGCGCGAGGGCUCCCUGGCACAGUACCACUCGGCCGUCAUCGACGCCAUCGUCACCAUCUUCAAGACUCUCGGCCUCAAGUGCGUCCCUUUCCUCGGCCAGAUCAUCCCGGGCUUCCUCGCCGUCAUCCGCAGCGCCCCGGUCAGCCGACUCGAGUCGUACUUCAACCAGUUGGCCAUCCUGGUCAACAUCGUGCGCCAACACAUCCGCGCCUUCCUGCCAGAGAUCAUCGCCGUCAUCCGCGACUUUUGGGAUGCCUCGGUCCAGGUCCAGAGCACCAUCCUCUCGCUCAUGGAAGCCAUCGCCAAGGCCCUCGAGGGCGACUUCAAAAAGUACCUCGCCGGCCUCAUCCCCCUCAUGCUCGACAGCCUGGAGCAGGAUAACUCCGUGCGUCGCCAGCCCUCGGAGCGCAUCCUGCACAGUUUCCUGGUCUUUGGCGCCAGCGGCGAGGAGUACAUGCAUCUCAUCGUCCCCGCCAUCGUCCGCCUGUUUGAGCGGCCCCAGAACCCAGUCCCCGUCCGCCGUUCCGCCAUCGACACGCUGGCCAAGCUGUCGCGCCAGGUCAACGUCUCGGACUUUGCCUCACUCAUGGUCCACUCCCUGUCCCGCGUCAUCCCCUCGACCGAUCGCCACCUGCGCCAGGCGGCGUUGGACUGCAUCUGUGCCCUCAUCUUCCAGCUGGGCCAGGACUUCAAUCACUUCAUCCACCUGAUCAACAAGGUGCUCAAGCACUACCAGAUCACCCAUGUCAACUACCAGACCCUCGUCGCCAAGCUCCAAAAGGGCGACCCCCUCCCGCAGGAUCUCAACCCGGAGGACACCUUCCGCCCCUUGUCCGACGACGCCAACUUUGCGGAGAUCGGCCAGAAGAAGAUGGUCGUCAACCAGCAGCAUCUGAAGAACGCCUGGGACGCGUCGCAAAAGUCCACCCGCGAGGACUGGCAGGAGUGGAUCCGCCGCUUCAGCGUCGAGCUCCUCAAGGAGUCCCCCUCACCCGCCCUACGCGCCUGUGCCAGUCUGGCAGGCAUCUACCAGCCGCUGGCCCGCGACCUGUUCAAUGCAGCCUUUGUCUCCUGCUGGACGGAGCUCUAUGACCAGUACCAAGAAGAACUGGUGCGCUCCAUCGAAAAGGCCCUCACCUCGCCCAACAUCCCGCCAGAGAUCCUGCAGACCCUGCUCAACCUGGCCGAGUUCAUGGAGCAUGACGACAAGGCGCUGCCCAUCGACAUCCGCACGCUCGGCAAGUAUGCCGCCAAGUGCCACGCCUUUGCCAAGGCUCUGCACUACAAGGAACUCGAGUUUGAGCAGGACCAGAACUCGGGCGCCGUGGAAGCCCUCAUCACCAUCAACAACCAGCUGCAGCAGUCUGACGCCGCCAUCGGCAUCCUCCGCAAGGCGCAGGCCUACCGCGACGUCGAGCUCAAGGAGACCUGGUUCGAGAAACUGCAACGCUGGGAGGAGGCCCUCGCCGCGUACAAGCGUCGUGAGAAGGUCGACCCGGACUCCUUUGGCAUCACCAUGGGCAAGAUGCGCUGUCUGCACGCGUUGGGUGAGUGGAAGCUGCUGUCUGAUCUCGCCCAGGAGAAAUGGAACCAGGCCUCGCUCGAGCACCGCCGGGCGAUCGCUCCGCUGGCUGCCGCCGCCGCCUGGGGCCGUCGCCAGUGGGAGCUCAUGGACUCCUACCUCGGCGUCAUGAAGGAGCAGUCGCCCGACCGAUCCUUCUUCGGCGCCAUCCUCGCCAUUCACCGCAACCAGUUCGACGAGGCCGCCAUGUACAUCGUCAAGGCCCGCAACGGUCUGGACACGGAGCUUUCCGCCCUGCUGAAUGAGUCUUAUAACCGUGCCUACAACGUCGUUGUCCGUGUGCAAAUGCUCGCGGAACUCGAGGAGAUCAUCACGUACAAGCAGAACGUCGGCGAUCCCGAGAAACAGGAGGCGAUGCGUCGCACCUGGAACAAACGCCUGCUCGGCUGCCAGCAGAACGUCGAGGUCUGGCAACGCAUGAUGAAGGUCCGUGUGCUCGUCACCCCAUCCCGCGAGGACCUCGACAUCUCCAUCAAGUUCGCAAACCUGUGCCGCAAAUCCAACCGCAUGGGUCUGGCGGAACGCUCGCUCGCCGCACUCGAGAACACCGUCACCGAUGAGCACGGCAUCGUGCGCAAGGUCUCUCCGCCCGAGGUGACGUACGCCCGACUCAAAUUCAACUGGGCCACGGGUCGCCAGCGCGAAGCUCUCCAGAUGCUCAAGGAAUUCACGGCUGGCUUGACCGAUGAUCUGUCCCGGUACAAUGCCCUCAUGGCCACACACUCUACGAAUUCCUCCUCCACCACUACCACCACCAUCACCAAUAACAACACCAACAACAACAACAACAACAACAACAACAACAAUAAUAAUAAUAAUAACAACUCCGCCCCCUCCGAUUAUCCCAACGGCGGGACUCCGAAUGGCGUGAAUGGUGUCAUUGGUAAUGGCGCGGGGGGACUCCUUGCAGGCGGCCUCUCCGAAGCUGAUGCCAUGGGCCUACGCGAACGCGUCGACGAUGUGACCAAGUUCCGCAAGCUGCUGGCCAAGAGCUACCUCAAGCAGGGCGAAUGGCAGACAGCGCUACAGCGGGGUGACUGGAAACCGGAGCAUGUACGUGAGGUCCUCAGUGCCUACUCGGCAGCGACCCACUACAAUCGUGAGUCGUACAAGGCGUGGCACGCGUGGGCGCUGGCCAACUUUGAAGUUGUAACCACGCUGGCCGGCCAGGCGAAUCGCGAGGGGACGUCGUCGACGGUUAUGCCUAUGGUCCCCGCGCACAUCGUCACCGAGCACGUCAUCCCUGCAAUCCGGGGGUUUGUCCGUUCGAUCUCGCUGUCGUCGACUUCCCCCCUACAGGACACCCUGCGGCUGCUCACGCUCUGGUUCACGCAUGGCAGCGACCAGGAGGUCAACACGGUGGUCACCGAAGGGUUAUCCGCCAUCAAUAUCGACACCUGGCUGGCUGUCACGCCACAGUUGAUCGCGCGCAUCAACCAGCCCAGCAUUCGCGUGCGCAAUGCCGUCCAUCGCCUGCUGGCCGAGGUCGGCAAGGCGCACCCGCAGGCCCUCGUCUACCCGUUGACUGUCGCCAUGAAGUCCAACGUCGCACGACGGUCGCAGUCUGCCAGCAAUAUCAUGGACAGUAUGCGCCAGCACAGUGCCAAGCUUGUCGAGCAGGCAGACCUGGUCAGCCACGAGUUGAUUCGCGUGGCCGUGCUGUGGCACGAGUUGUGGCAUGAAGGUCUGGAGGAGGCAUCGCGGCUCUACUUUGGCGACCAUAAUGUCGAGGGCAUGUUUGCCACGCUGGCCCCGCUGCACGAGAUGCUCGACCAGGGCGCCGAGACGCUGCGGGAGGUCUCGUUCGCGCAGGCGUUUGGGCGCGACCUAGCGGAGGCGAAGCACUACUGUAUGCUGUACCGCGAGACGGAGGAGAUUGGCGACCUCAACCAAGCGUGGGACCUCUACUAUACCGUCUUCCGCAAGAUCAGCCGGCAGCUGCCGCAGCUGGCGACCCUGGAUCUCAAGUACGUGUCGCCGAAGCUCAAGGACUGUGUGGAUCUCGACCUGGCGGUACCAGGCACGUAUCAGAGCGGACGGCCGGUCAUCCGGAUCAUGAGUUUUGACCCGCUGCUCCACGUGCUGCAGACGAAGAAGCGACCGCGCCGGAUGACCCUCAAGGGCAGUGACGGGAAUUCUUACAUGCACUUGCUCAAGGGCCACGAGGAUAUCCGGCAGGACGAGCGGGUGAUGCAGCUGUUUGGCCUGGUCAACACGCUGCUGGACAACGAUAGCGAGAGCUUCAAGCGUCAUCUGUCGGUGCAGCGGUUCCCUGCCAUCCCGCUGUCGCAGAGCUCCGGUCUGCUGGGCUGGGUGUCCAACAGCGACACGCUGCAUGCUCUCAUCAAAGAGUACCGCGACAGCCGACGGAUCCUGCUCAACAUCGAACACCGCAUCAUGCUGCAAAUGGCCCCGGAUUACGACAACCUCACGCUGAUGGAGAAGGUCGAGGUCUUUGGCUACGCCAUGGAUAACACGACGGGCAAGGACCUGUACCGCGUGCUAUGGCUUAAGAGCAAGAGCUCCGAGGCCUGGCUGGAGCGCCGCACCAAUUACACCCGCUCCCUGGGUGUCAUGUCCAUGGUGGGCUACAUCCUCGGGCUGGGUGACCGGCACCCGUCGAACUUGCUGCUCGACCGGAUCACAGGCCGCAUCGUCCACAUCGAUUUCGGCGACUGCUUCGAGGUGGCCAUGCACCGUGAGAAGUAUCCCGAGCGCGUGCCUUUCCGCCUGACGCGCAUGUUGACCUUUGCCAUGGAGGUCAGCAACAUCGAGGGCAGCUAUCGUAUUACCUGCGAGGCGGUCAUGCGGGUCUUGCGUGAGAACAAAGAUUCGUUGAUGGCGGUUUUGGAAGCGUUCAUCCAUGAUCCUCUGAUCAACUGGCGCCUGGGUGUCCGCGAAUCCCCCGACCGCAUGCCGUUUUCCGCAGAGCGACGCCAGUCCCUCAUCGAGAACAUGAACAUGGAGCACGGCGUGCAGCCGAACAAUUUCUCCCGUCACCGCCGGCCGUCGAUCCUCGAGGGCGGCAUCCUCGAUGCGCAAGAAGGCGUGCCGAACGAAGCCCGCGAGGCGCAGAACGCCCGCGCGCUGCAGGUUCUCGCGCGGGUGAAAGACAAGCUCGUCGGGCGCGACUUCAAGCCCAAUGAGGAGCUCAACGUCAGCGACCAGGUCGACAAACUCCUUGCCCAGGCCACGAGCGUGGAGAAUAUCUGCCAGCACUGGAUUGGGUGGUGUAGCUUCUGGUGAUGUGUCUUCAGACGAGUCCUUCUUCUCCUUCUUUCUUUUUCUCCGAAAGACAUCUCUGCGAUACCUUCUCAUACCUUCCUGUACAUAGAGCAUUUUCUCUUGCGUGUACCUGUUUUUUUUUUCUCUUUUCUUCUUCUUUUUCUUCGUUUUUCCUACGGGCUCAGUGUAGCUUCCAGAUCUUGUCCGUAGAGUGAUGCUUCCAAUACUAUUCCACCACAAUACAUCUGCAUUUAUU
Molecule: messenger RNA, 7772 nt
Organism: Penicilliopsis zonata CBS 506.65
Lineage: Eukaryota; Fungi; Ascomycota; Eurotiomycetes; Eurotiales; Aspergillaceae
Exons: 3
Coding region: 110-7537 (2475 amino acids)
Biological process (GO): TOR signaling; protein phosphorylation; negative regulation of macroautophagy
Cellular component (GO): TORC2 complex; TORC1 complex; nucleus
Molecular function (GO): protein binding; protein serine/threonine kinase activity; protein-containing complex binding
Source: RefSeq, a predicted model, not a curated record